ACAAUCGUAGUAAUAGUACACGUCACGUCACUAUUUGUUAUUGUGAAUUGUCAAAAACUAUUUAUUUUUACAAAUAAUAGAAAAAAUGACAAUGCUUUCGCAAUACAAAAUAUUGAGUUUCGAAUAUUACGCAAAGUUAUUAUUGCGUUGCGCGUUUAAAUCAAACGGGAGUGUUAAAAAGUGCAUAUUAAAAUUGGUAUAAAUGUUUUCUAACCUAUACGUAAAUGUCAAAAUAUAUUUGUUUUGUUUGGUGUAUUUUGCGAUAUUUUUGUGAAUAUUAUGUGAGUGCAAUCAAUUUUAGUAGUUUCUUGUUAACUUGGAGUGCAGUGAAUGGAAAUAUAUUGUGCUUUUUCGCUAUUUCUGCAAAGGCGCGAGAAGGACGUUUCAGAAGUUGGACACGAAAGUACUAUUCCAUACUAAAUGAAAGAUUUCUUGAAUGCAAAAUUUGUCAAUGUUAUUUGAAAAGAUCAUCGGGUAAUACUAAAGGUAACAUAAAUCGCCAUAUAAAAUUAAAACAUCCUUACGUAUAUUUUAAUGAAGCUCAUUCGAAAACCAUUUGUCGAGAUGAUAAAGGUGGGAGGAAACCUAUUGCACAAGUAUUCUUAAGUACUAAUGAAUUAGCAAAGAACCAAUUAGAAGAAAAUGACAGUGCAUCUCUAGAACACGAACCGCAUGUCUCUAACAUCGACAGAUCUGAAGAUGAAGCACCAGAUGACGAGAAUACACCGGUUGUUAAACUUUCUGAAGCAGAAUUAAAGAUUGUUGAAGAAUUGAAUAAAAAGGCAAUGCGACGUAAAAGAACUAAAAAAAGUCCAUAUUACAGUUGGACACGAAAAUAUUAUAUCAGAAUCAAUGAAAAAUUCAUAAAAUGCAAAAUUUGUAGAAAAUCUUUCAAAACAAAUAUUGCCAGUACUGGCAAUGUACGUCGACAUAUUAGAGUCAAACAUAAGGAUAUUUACCUUAAAGAAACUCAAGCAUUACCAGAAGUAUCACAACCAUCUCAUAAUGAUAAAUCUGAUGCAAAAGAAUAUUUAGUAAUUUUAGGACGUGAUAAAACUAAAAAACGUCCAUAUUACAGUUGGACACGAAAAUAUUAUACCAGAAUCAAUGAAAAUUUUAUAAAAUGCAAAAUUUGUAGAAACAUUUUCAGAACAGAUAUUGCCAGUACUAGUAAUGUACGUCGACAUAUUAAAGCCAAACAUAAGAAUAUUUACCUUAAAGAAACUCAAGCAUUACCAGAAGUAUCACAACCAUCUCCUAAUGAUGUAUCUGACGCAAACGAAAUUAAUGAAGACGAAAAAGAAUCCCAUUCAAAAGAAUCGGUUACAAUUGAGUCAAGAGACAACGAGGUACAAGAUAAAAUGUUUGGCGUAGAAGAGGCUGAAUCAGAUAAUAUUUCAGAAGAAGUUGAAAAAAGACGUGCACAUUACAGUUGGACACGUAAAUAUUAUGUCAGAAUGAAUGACAAAUUCAUAAAAUGCAAAAUUUGUAGGAGAUCUUACAAAACAAAUGCUGCCAGUACUGGUAAUGUACGUAGACAUAUUAGAGUCAAACAUAAUGAUAUUUACCUUAAAGAAACUCAAUUACCAGAAGUAGCACGUAAUGACAAAUCUGACGCAAAUGAAAGUACUGAAGACGAAAAAGAAUCCGAUGUCGUUGAUGAACCAAUUAAAAUUACACGUCGUGAUGGAAAAAUUAAAAGCUGGACACGAAAGUACUAUCAAAAAAUCAAUGAUAGAUUGAUAAUGUGCUUAAUUUGCCAAAAAUUUUUGAGAAUGAAUAUACAUCGACAUAUUAAACAAAGACACCCUGCCAUUUAUCUCAAAGAAAAUCCGACGACUGUGGAAUCUACUGCAGUAUCAAAGCAGGACGAAGAUAUGAUAAGGAAUCUUUGUGAAAAAACCUCUGCGGGAACAAGGAUGAGUAAGUCCUGCAUUUGGAACUUUUUUGAAACUGUCGAACAUGAUCGGCUGUAUAAGUGCUGUUUUUGUACAAAAACAAUCGUCAUACUUCCAAAAAAAAUGCACAAUUUAAAGAGACACAUUUCGACAUGCCACGAGAAGGAGUACCAGUUGAUAUUGAAGUACUCUAACGGAGAUAGAGAUGUUGAACCGUCGAUUUCAGAUGACAGGGAAACAGCUAGUAUCAACCAAGUUCCAGCCGUAACGAGCGUCGAAAUAGCAUUCUUGAGUAUUGAUGGCACUGGCGGAAGAUAUAAAUGUUCGUGUUGUGAAGAGAUCAUCGAGAGUACAGCGGAAGAAGCGGAGGCUGUGCUCAUACAGCAUGUUCAGAUUUGCCAGUUGAAACCGCAAGAUGACACUGAUGCGGCUGUUCUUGAAAGCGUGGAUGCUCCUGAUUUAUUGGACUAAGACAUUGCGAUAGUUUGACAUAACUUACAGCAUGUUAAGACUUGCCAGAUAAAACCGAAAGGUGGAACUGAUGCAGCUAUUGAUAGUGUAUAAGUAAAUAUUGAUGGUUUGUGGAUGACUGAUGAUUUAUUGGAGUAAGAGCUUGCGUAGCCACAUUGACUUCGCAGCACGUUCAGGCUUGAAUGUUGAAACCGAGAGAUGCAACUGAUGCAGCUAUUGAUAGUGUAUACGUACCGAAUGAUGGUUUGUGGAUGACUGAUGAUUUAUUGGAGUAAGAGCUUUCGUAAGCCGGACAUUCUUCACAUCACGUUCAGAUAUGUCUCAAUAAAACCGAAAGAUAGUAGCUUUUCAUAUAAGAAUAUAUUAAAAUACAUCCAUUACAACAAUGAAGGGAACUUUUUAUUUUACAGUUCUUAUACAAAACUAUAAAUCCAAGAUUGAUUGUGCUCACUUAUUAUCUAUGAUUACAUUUUUAGGAUUCCCUUUAGUUAUCCACGAAAAUCAAUCACUCAUUUACAUUCUCCGUUGCGUAGAACUUACCUUGGUGCAAAUUCUCCUAUUCCUAGAUUACCUUCAAUAAUAUCAGUAAUAUAGUAUAUAUUUACUUAAAAUCUAUUUGUAUAUAGUUUUCGGAAAGAAAGUAUCUCCAUUUAGAGCUCUUGCGAUUAAAUUUGCUUAUCUUACUUUAUUUUCUUUCUCUCUUUUUAAGUUAAUAUCUAUGUUUUUUAUUUGUGUUAUUAAAGUUAUCUAUUUUAUGUUUCUUAUUCCAUGGUGUGUUUAUUUGUAUAUAAUUACACUUAAAUUGAUUUAUAAUUUAAUUAAAUAUUGUUUUAGCUAUUGUAAGUAAUUGUAACCUAAUAAAUAAAUAAAAAUAUAUGAAGGCUGUAAGUUUGCUAUCCUAUACGUAAGAACGAUAGCCAAUGAGUUUGGAUUGUGCUCAAAGAUAUUUUAUAUUAGUAUACAAUAUCGUUGACUGUGCUGGCUUUAGAAACAACUGUCAAACCCUCUAAGUACUUACCUACAAAGCGUAUUUAUUAAUUAUUUUCUAUGUCUGGCUAUUGCAAGUAGUCGUUCUAAUGCGCAUGUAGACAUUCUCACAAAACUCCACGCUUGAAAAGAAUACCUAAUAUACCUACCUAUACCUACGAGUAAGUAGCAGAACUUCGCGGUUUCACCCGUGUAGUCCAUUCCGGUGGAAAUACGAGGGUAAAAUGUCAUUCUCUGAUUUUGUUUCCCUGAGCGUUCUAUUGGUGAAAUAAUUUUAGCAAUUAGUUUAGUAAUUUUUGAACUUAUUCAUUAAAUAAUAUUGAUGUAGAUUGUAUAAUAUUAUAGCAAAUAUGUUUGAUUUAUUACUUAAUAUUAUUGUUUAAGUUUUGUGUGUAUGUUACUUUAAAAAUAAAUUGAUACAAUUAUAUGUUGAAA
Molecule: messenger RNA, 3791 nt
Organism: Bicyclus anynana (squinting bush brown)
Lineage: Eukaryota; Metazoa; Arthropoda; Insecta; Lepidoptera; Nymphalidae
Exons: 7
Coding region: 225-2369 (714 amino acids)
Biological process (GO): regulation of transcription by RNA polymerase II
Cellular component (GO): nucleus
Molecular function (GO): RNA polymerase II transcription regulatory region sequence-specific DNA binding; DNA-binding transcription factor activity, RNA polymerase II-specific
Source: RefSeq, a predicted model, not a curated record